UCGAGUCCCCUCCCUCCUCCUCCGCCUCCCAUAUAACCCCGCCGCACGGGAUAGGGCUUCCCCGUCUCGCCGCCGAUUCGCUGUUGCCUCUCGUCUCCGCCGCCCGUGCGAUUCCCGUGCCCGCGCCUCGUAGCCCCCGAGUCAGCAGCCUCUCGCCCUUAUCGCGGGAUUCGUGCCGAGUUAGGGUUAGGGUUUGUGCGGUCGCGGAGAGGAGGGUGUAGGAGAAGAAGAGGGGUCGGAGAUGGAGGAGGUGACGGAGGGAGUGAACAACCUGGCGAUUACGGAGCCGCACAAGAAGAACCGGAUCCAGGUCUCCAACACCAAGAAGCCGCUGUUCUUCUACGUCAACCUCGCCAAGAGGUACAUGCAGCAGCACGAGGAGGUGGAGCUCUCGGCCCUUGGCAUGGCCAUUGCUACGGUGGUGACUGUUGCUGAAAUUCUGAAAAAUAAUGGGCUUGCUGUUGAAAAGAAGAUCAUGACAUCCACAGUUGAUGUCAAGGAUGAUUCAAGGAGUCGCCCUAUUCAGAAGGCCAAGAUCGAAAUAGUGCUGGGCAAGACAGAGAAAUUUGAUGAGCUGAUGGCAGCAGCUGAUGAGGAGAGGGAAGCUGCCAAGGCUGCUGAGGAGCAGAGCUAAACAUCUAUUUUAAAUUUUGCUGUUGUAGUUUAAUUAGUGUCAUGCUAGCUGCUGCGUUUGAAUCUCUUGACUAACAAGAGAUAUGCUUCUUUGUUAUCAAUCAAGAGCUCUGCUCAUUGAUUAGCUCGGAUGUUAACUUGGUUGAUCUAUUGGUUGUUUGUUUCACUUUAAGUUGGGAUCGUUUUGAAUGGCAACUUGUUUGCUUAGCAUAUUUAUUGGUGUAUGCAAAAUAGUCGUGGUGGUGCCAUUUGUGGUUGGCUAUUGAAUCACCACUCGUGAAA
Molecule: messenger RNA, 915 nt
Organism: Setaria italica (foxtail millet)
Lineage: Eukaryota; Viridiplantae; Streptophyta; Magnoliopsida; Poales; Poaceae
Exons: 5
Coding region: 242-634 (130 amino acids)
Cellular component (GO): nucleus
Molecular function (GO): RNA binding
Source: RefSeq, a predicted model, not a curated record